AUGUCAACAAUAGCAUCAGAAUCACGAAUACCCGUGACUAUUGUAAAACCUAUUGUUUAUGGUAAUACAGCACAGCAUUUCGGUUCGAAAAGAGACUCCGAUGGACAUACACAUAAAUGGAAACUCUAUGUUCGAUCGUUUAAUAAUGAUGACAUGACAAAAUAUAUUAAUCGAAUACAAUUUCGUUUACAUGAAACCUACCCGAAUAAUGUUCGCGUUCUCAAUCAACCACCCUACGAGAUUGAAGAAAGCGGCUGGGGAGAAUUUGAAACGCAGAUAACAAUUUUCUUUGCUGACCCGUGUGAGAAACCGGUGGUAUUUUAUUUUCAUUUGAAAUUGUUUUCAACAGAACCCGAUAUUGUCGUUGGUAGAAAACCGUUAGUCAAUGAAUAUUAUGAUGAAUUAGUUUUUCAAGAGCCGUCUGAUUUAUUGGCUCGAGCAAUAAAUUCUACACAAUUACUCCCGAUAUCAACCGAAGAAAAUCGAGCGAUUGAACAAGAAUAUGCAAAGAGAAAAAUUUAUACAGUUACACGUAUAAAAAGAGCUCGUGAACGAGUACGACAUGAAAUUCAAGAUUUAACUGAACGACUUUGUUUAACUCAACAGAGUAUAAAACAUGUUCGACAACGAUCAAUUACAUUGAUUUCACCAACCAAUGACAAUAUAAUUCGAGAUUAA
Messenger RNA from Rotaria socialis, 678 nucleotides. The record is from the annotation of a GenBank genome assembly. Lineage: Eukaryota; Metazoa; Rotifera; Eurotatoria; Philodinida; Philodinidae.